AUCGACUUAAAUACUACUACUUAGUGACGGACGCUAAAUUCCAGAAAAAUGAAUUCAAAUUGAAUUUCGAAAUAUGUACCGGCCUGUUAGCGUAUAAUUGGUUGAGAAUAAAUCAAUAUAACCUUUUUUGAUUAGUUAUCUUCAAAUUCAGUUCUUGGUUUUAUCUAAUUUGAAAUAUUUUACAGAAAAAUCACUAUGUGAUAGAUUUUUUUCCGCUACUGUAACUUAAGCGCUCCGAUACUUAUACCCCAAAGUUCAUCUAUACCGACCUUUGUCCACUCCACCAUCGACCAUAUUAAAUCAGAGAGGAGUGUUAUUUAUGUAGCAUGGACAGUUAAAAGGUAGUUUAUAUUUAUAGGUACCUAUUAUAUAUAGGUACAAUGGCUGCACGGUUUGUGUGUGCAUGUACUUAAACUGCUCUAUGGAGAGUUCGCGGCGGCGCUUACAGACUGUUAUCGAUUUCGCCUUGUCCAUCAUCUAGGACUAGCCCAGUGCCCAGUAUUCAUAGUUGCUUCAUUGCAAAUUUAUUAAGAGCCUCUAACUAGUAUAAUUAUCUAGUCUAUCUAGACCAAUGUCUUAAAUGUUUAUACUAUUAGUGGGUCUUUGAGCCGUAGACCUCGGGAACCGUGACCAUAGCCGGAUAGUUAGAAUAAAACAACGAAAUUACGUUAUUUGCCUCUGUAUCGCUUUUGCAUAUUCAAACGAUAGAGAGGAAAAUAAUUGAACGAACGAAGGGCUCGCGAUAUUUGGGACAAAAAACAAGCCAACGAAAAGUAGGCCCUCUGCUCACAAAAUUUCACGAGAACCGGUUAAGAAAUGCGACCUAUACUGAAAACCAGCUGAACAGAGUUACAAAAGCAUUUAUGCACAUCUAAAACUGAGACGCUUCGCGCUCGCUCGGUCGAUAACAGAAAAUCUGUUGGUAUGGACUUGACUAUGAAUACGCGCCACAUCUACGCAGGAAUAGCAGAAUCAGUAAUAAUUCAACGUUCCGUUAGACGUAUAGCGGCUUAAAUGGAAAUAUGUUUUUAUAAUAUUACGGUGAUGUAAAAUAAAAACUCAAGGGUUUAAUAUUAUUUUCACGAAAAUGUUCCAGGCAGAAUGAUGUAAUAAUUUUAUUUACCAAGUGGGGUCGUUACAAUGUACUGUAAUAUUUCACAAUGAAGAACGUGCAUAUAUGUAGUAGGAACGUAUUUUAAGGCGUUUUGACAGUUGGAGUUUGCGCGUUGAAAAUGUCAAAGUUCACUCGUAGUUCUCCAUUGGAGCGUUUGUUUGGUGUGAAUAAGAAAUAAAAUAAUGUUUGUGUGAUAAUGUGUCAUUGUUUUGAUGUGAUAUUUUUAAAACCUUUUAUUAGGAUGUGAAAUCAGAUAUUUUUGACCCUAGUAAAUACAAACUCAGUCAAGAUGCUGAUCAAAGAGUAUAGAAUUCCUUUACCUCUCACAGUAGAGGAAUAUAGGAUUGCGCAGCUGUACAUGAUUGCAAAAAAAAGUAAAGAAGAAAGCACUGGUGAAGGCAGUGGUGUUGAGAUACUGGUCAACGAGCCAUAUGAAGAUGGGCCUGGAGGUAAAGGUCAGUACACACAAAAAAUAUACCAUGUUGGUAGUCAUUUGCCAGGGUGGUUUAAAAGUCUACUGCCAAAAUCAGCUUUAACAGUUUCAGAAGAAGCUUGGAAUGCUUAUCCAUACACAAAAACCAGAUAUACAUGUCCAUUUGUUGAAAAAUUCUCAUUAGAAAUAGAAACUUAUUACUUUGCUGAUAAUGGCCACCAAGAAAAUGUCUUCAAAUUAUCUGGCAGUGACUUAAAAAAUAGAAUAGUUGAUGUUAUUGAUGUUGUGAAAGAUCAACUUUAUGGCGCUGAUUAUGUUAAGGAAGAAGACCCAACACUAUUUGUGUCUCAGAAAUGUAACAGAGGCCCCCUAACCGAGUCUUGGCUAGAGGAUUAUUGGAAAGAAGUUCAGGGAAAACCACAACCUUUGCCAAAUGGAAAAUCACUAAUGUGUGCUUACAAACUGUGUAGGGUAGAAUUUCGAUACUGGGGCAUGCAAACCAAACUAGAGAAAUUUAUUCAUGAUGUUGCUUUGCGGAAAACAAUGUUACGCGCUCAUCGCCAGGCGUGGGCCUGGCAGGAUGAGUGGCACGGCUUAACGAUGGAAGAUAUACGGGAAAUAGAACGACAGACUCAGUUAGCACUCCAGAAAAAGAUGGCUGGAGACACCAGUGACGAGCAGGAUAUCUCUGAGGACAAUUCUAAAUCUCUAGCUGCCACGAUGAGUAGCCUGGAAAAGAAUGAAGAAGUGCCAACUCCUUUAGUGACAAAGAAAAAUAAUUUAGAAAAGAAAAUGCAAAAGCAUUUGAGCCCUGAGGGAACUCCACCAUCGGAACACAAAAGUUCUAAAUCUAAUCUUAGAUCAUCAUCUUCGGGGUCUAUAAAGAGUUUGCAAGUACAAGCAGCUAACUGGCGCAUGGAAACUCUUGUUAGAGAAUCUGAGACGGAAACUGGUUCUGAGGAUGAGUUCUAUGACUGUGAAUCUUCGUUUAACAAAUGGUCAUCAAUGUGCUCGCUUGAUGAAGGAGACAUCGAUAUAUCACCAACACAAGUAGACCAAAAUCAGGAAGACAGUAUUUUCAAUCCCUCGUUCCUCAAAAGAGUUACAUCCGAAAGAGGCUCUCGCCGAAUCGGCACAUUACAAAGUCACCAGAGUAUUGACGGCGGCCCUGAUACUCCAGUUCAUGGCUCCUGUCAAACAACAGUAUUAAUAUUAGUAUUCCAUGGUGGUAGCGUAUUAGAUGCCAAUAUUGAUAUGACUGCUAAGAAAUCAGAUGUAACAACUUUUAAGGGUGCAUUUGAAUCUGUCAUGCGCCAACACUAUCCGACUCUUGUAGGGCAUAUAGUAAUAAAGUUAGUUCCAUGUCCAUCUAUUUGCACGGAAAGUUUAGGGAUAUUAUCUACAUUGAGUCCUUAUAGUUUUGAUUGUUCACCAUCUACGAUUGAAACACCAUCUCUUACUAACGACUUAAUUCCUAUUGGGGCGAUUCCUUUAAUUGCUACUAAUUCGCCAGAUUAUGCCGAGUCUGUAACAAAGACUAUUAACUCUGCCAAUGCGGUUUAUAAUGAAUUCAUAAAAUCAAGUGAUGGGAAAGGAUUUAGUGGUCAAGUCUGCAUAGUAGGUGACAGCAUGGGCGCUGUUCUCGCAUACGACUCACUUUGUCGUACUUUACAGUACCAGUCGCGGCAUGACAGUGAAAACAGCAUUUUAGACACCGAAAUAACCAUUCCUAAUGACCCAACAGAAAAUUAUAUAAAUAAAUCUCAUCUCCAAGCUCCCACCCCGCGAAGAAGGUCGUCUUCGACGAGUGAUAACCAGGUUAAACUGGAAUUUGAAGUCAGUGAUUUUUUUACAUUCGGUAGUCCGUUAUCGGUUAUCGUCGCUUCGAGAAAAAUAGCCGAUGAUAAAUAUCGUGACAUUGUCAAGCCACCAGUUCAACAAGUUUUUAACUUAUUUCAUCCGACCGAUCCAGUGGCUGCUAGAGUGGAGCCUUUACUAUCAGCUAGGUUUACAAAUUUGCCACCUAUUAACAUUGCGAGAUAUGCUAAAUAUCCAUUAGGCAACGGUCAACCAUACCACUUAAUGGAAUUAAUCCAGAGUCACCCACAAUUGUUUGGAGAUCACUUGCAAAUGCCUCCAACUCCAGUAUUGCGAAGGCUUUCCGAAGUAUCGAUGCAAAGUACAGUCAGUGGGUUAGUUGAUAAUAUUCCCCUAAUUACUAUGAAUGCGUUGCAACAAAAAUGGUGGGGAUCCAAAAGAUUAGACUAUGCUUUGUAUUGUCCAGAAGGAUUAAGCAAUUUCCCAAUGAAUGCUUUGCCUCAUUUGUUUCACGCUAGUUACUGGGAAAGUUCUGACGUUAUUGCGUUUAUUCUACGUCAAGUUGGACAUUUUGAUUUGGCUCUAUACGGUCACUUAGAAGAUAAGGAUAAUCAGUCGUUCAAGCCCGGUCAAGAGCGGGAAAAAUGGAUAAAGAAGAGGACAUCGGUUAAACUAAAGAAUGUUGCUGCCAAUCAUAGAGCUAAUGACGUGAUAGUCAAGGAAGGGUGUCCCCAAAUGUUUACAGCUAGAUUUAUGUAUGGUCCACUGGACAUGAUUACAUUAACGGGUGAGAAAGUCGAUAUUCAUAUGAUGAAAGACCCUCCAGCAGGAGAAUGGACGUUGUUGUCUACAGUCGUCACGGAUAAAACUGGUAGAAUCUCCUAUUCAUUAACUGAAAAGCAAAGCGUGGCAUGUGGUAUAUACCCGCUAAGACUUGUUGUCAGAGGAGAUCAUACGAGCUGUAGUUUCCAUCUAGCUGUAGUUCCUCCUGAAACAGAAUGCGUGGUUUUCAGUAUUGACGGCUCCUUUACCGCGAGUGUAUCUGUGACUGGCCGAGACCCAAAGGUUAGGGCAGGUGCAGUGGACGUAGUACGCUUCUGGCAAGACUUGGGUUACCUUAUAUUAUAUAUCACUGGGAGACCUGAUAUGCAACAGCGGAGAGUCGUGUCAUGGUUAGCAGAGCAUAACUUUCCUCACGGACUAGUAUUUUUCUCUGAUGGGUUCUCGACGGACCCUCUAGGGCACAAAGCGGCACAUUUAAAAAGCCUUAUAAGCGAGCACGGCAUUAUUCUCCAUGCCGCUUAUGGAUCUGGAAAAGACAUAAGCGUAUAUAACAACUGUGGACUAUCCGCUAAGCAGAUAUAUGCAAUUGGGCGCAUCAGUAAAAAGUAUAACCACAUGGCUACGACUUUGAGUGAUGGUUACGCUUCUCAUUUGGCCGAUUUAAAGUUGCCUGGUGCUGUUCGACCUGCGAGGGGAAAUGCGCGCUUGCUUGUGCCGCGCCGAUUACUGGCUCCAGUAGCUAGCGUGUCAACUCGUGGCCGCCGUUAACUCAAAACUAAUCUGUAUCAUUCUUGGCACUGGCCUUGCAUGCAAAUUAGAUGAAGGUUUAACAAGGAAUGAGUAACACCGUAAUAGAUGGAGAGCAAUAUAAAAUGAUUUUUGAAAUAUUGAUGCGUAUUUAAUCCUGUUACACUGCUAUUGGCUGUUACCAACUACUAUCCUUCUGAAUAUUAUGUUUUUUUUAAAUGUAUUAUUGAGUAAAAUGUCUACUUACUAGAUUUUUCAUGCUUGUGCGUCAUAAUAUAAACUAGCGUAUUUCUUAAGCAAAGUCGUUAUAACUAAAUAAAGCAAUUGAGUAACUGUGCGAAACAAAGGCUAGACAAUCUAUUGUCACUAUGUACCUUACUAUUUUAAAUAAUUUAAUGGUAUGUAAUGCGUUAUCUACGAUAGGUGCUAUUAGAAUAUUCAAAUGAUUCUUUACAAACAGAGGUAUUCUUUCAAGAGAUUCUUUACAAAUGGUAUUAGUUUAGUUUAGGGAAUAUAGUAAUUUAUAACCUAUCGUGGAUGCCGCAUCCCAUACUACUGUUUAAUUGAUAUAAUAGACGUAAGAAUUCUUGUUACCUACUUCUCGUGAUAGUCGUGAUUUAAAUUGGCGAAAGUCUAUUGAUUUAGAUAUUUUUUAUUUAAAUCAUAUAUGUACUUAUAGUAUAAUUGUUGUGGAUCUCCGAACUUUGAGACCAACAAGUCGAUGUUCUAGUCGUACCUACGCGUUUUUCUCGUUCGUAUUUUAAAAUGUAAGUUACAUUUUCAGUAAAUGUAUGUAAAGUAAUGUGAAGUAUUUAUGUUCCGACAUUUGAGCAUUUACGUAACGUAGGUCGUACCUGUAGGUUCUGUGUACGUGUCUAGAUAUGCAGUGCCUCAGUGUCCUCGUUUUAUGAUACGCUGAGCGCUGACCUGACCGGACAAUCGCUGACGAGUAGUGCCGAGUGAUGACACAAAUAUAGUAUUACCUAUUGCUUUUUAACUACCUAAUGGUAUUUAGAGGCUUUCGUAGUUCUAUUUUGUUUAAAUACCUAUGUAUCUAACUUUAAAUAGUAUUGAAAAAUUAACUCUAAUGAGAACCUACUUUACAAAGUCAAACAUGCUCUAUUGUACAAAUUACAAAUGAUACGCAUUUUGCAGCUCUUGGUUUAUUAAACAUAUGCGCUAGGGUUAUGGAUCAUGCCUAUUUAAAUUAAGAAUAAUUUCCCCACUCGUGUUGACUUUUUAAACAUUCUGAGAAAUAAAACAAUUUUUAUAUUUUUUGAAUUGACACCCUCACAUCACACUUGCGUUUCGGACUUAAAAAUAUAGAUUAUUAACUCCGCAAUAUAAUAUUGACAUAAUUAUGUAAGCACAUAACAAAGUGCUAUAAAGUGUAUUUAAUUAAAUAUAAUAUAUAAUAUAUUUAAUAUAUAUAAUAUAUUUAAUUAAAUAUAUUAUGUUAUAUAUUAUAUAAUUUAAAUUGAGUUUCAUUUAUGAAUAUAACUUUCGGUAGAUAUUGGUAUUAUCUAAUAUUAUAAAUUUAUAACAUUUUAUAAUUGUAAUUAUGAUGUUUUCCAAAUGAUGCAAUUAUUCAUAAAUCGAGCAACCUAUAAUACAUAUUACUAUUAGUAGAUAUAUAAUAUUUUUAUUGAAUAGUCUUUUAUAGACUGUUAAAAAUUGUUUUGAAAUUAUGAAUUUAAGAUAGAUGCAAUUUUAUUAACAUUUUGGCAUAUAUUUAAAUCUAAAUUCUAAGUCGUAAAAUAUGUAUAUUUGUAAUAACUUUUUAAUAUUCUCAAUUUGUAAUAUAGCUAUUGUCAUUUAACAUUUGUAUUGUUGAUAUUAUAAUGAACCUACCUAUUAAGUACCUAACAAAUUUAUUUUUGUAGACCAAAUUAAGUUACAUAGUAAUUUAACGUAAUUAUAAUUGUAACAUAAAACAUAUAAAUAGUUGAAUAUAUUCCUGGUUCAGUUAUUUUAAUGUAAUGAGACGUUUUGGUGUAAAUUAAUUUAAUGAUGAUUAAUUCAUAUUUUCAACUUUAUUGACAGCACUGUAUAUUGUAAAUAAUAUGUCAGGUAUUAAAAAAAAACGGGCAAUAAGCAUUCUGCCAAAUAAUAUUACAUCCCUUUCUUAAUCCAUUUAAUUUAUAAGUUAAACUGGCAAUACUGGUGAAAAAAUGCUAAGCAAUUUGUUUUUGUGUUUCUAGAAUGCCAGCUGAAGAAGUGUGGCCUGCCAAUGGCUUUACAUUAUUAUAGUCUUUUUCAAAUGCGAAGGGUAGGAUGGCAUUAGAAUUUUUGUCAUUCAAUGCCAUUGACGUUUCACACCAAUCCUUUUUUAACAAAAAUAACUUGAAUCCCAAUAGGACAAAAAUACAUAUAUUCAUAGCUUUGAGCCUUCGUUGUCUCAUCACCAAAAUAUAUAUUAUUAUGUUAUAAAAAUAAAAAGAUAAAUUUUAAUUUAGUUGAAUUUUAUUAUGUAAAACUGAAAUCAAUUGCAUUAGAGUUUACUUAUCGACCGAACCGAUUCCGAUUGUGUCAAAUCGCUUCAGUCGUAUCCAAUUCUGAAGGUAUGUUUACCUACUUAAGAGGCCGUUAUCGAUUUUAGUUCAAAAAUCAAGUUGAUAGAUUUCGUCUAUGAUAUUGUACACCUUUUGUUAACUAUUACAAAUAACAAGUACUGGUUUCUAUUAGCACGUCUUGUUAUCUUUGAUUUUAACAAAUCAAUUUUAUUAAAACAGUCACUUAAUUAGUAAUGAUUUUUUUUCUGAUGGUUGUUUAGGUAAACGCGCGUAAAACAAUGAUUUUAAAGCUCUUAUUUGUAUUAUAAAUUUCGUAAUAUUAGGACUGCUAAAAAUGGUAAGUUUGUAUUUCACAUAUCCUGUACUUCAACUUUAAUAAACUACAUUUUUGUUAUUAUAAAUUUGAAGUAGUGUAAAUGAAAGUUGACGAAAUUAAUUUUCUCCAAAAAAUACUUCAAAACAAGUGACAAUUUCUCUGAAAAGUAACGUAAUUUUUGAUACUUAAACAAACUACAACAUUUGCUGAAACUGUUCUUAUAUGUACAUCAUUUUGUAUGAUUUACCACUAUAAUUUUUUGAUGAAUUUUUAAAAACUGUUCCUUCUCGGCACGUAUUACCGGGGAUGCGCGCUUGCGACCUCAUUAUUAAAUGGCAAGAUGAGAAGACGUGCUAAUAGAAACCAAUACUUGUUAAUUAGAUAUUACGUAACAAAAGGUGUACAAUUUCAACGAUAAAUCUAUAUAUUUUACAUUUUUGCUCUAAAAUCCUUAGCGGAAAUAAAAAAUUCAAUCGAUUAUAUGGCCUUUGCAGAUUUAAUGGAGAAUAUCACAACCGUAUUAUUGCUUUUUGACAUGUGUCAGCUUUCCCUUCGAGUUUGAAAAAGACAUAAGUCAAAUACAUAUAUUUUUGUACAACAUUGCUCUUCAUUCCGCAGACUUAAAGGUAUUCCGUCAUAUUAUUUAUAUUUAUAUUGUAAAGCUGCUUAAAGAUUGGCAACUCAGAUCACAAGUCUUAAGAGUAGAAAAUGAUGGGUCAUUUAUGGUGAAACUGACCCAUUAUUUUAUAACCAUUCCCUUGUUGUAUUAAAUAAAAUACUAAUAUUGUAUAACAAUAAGAUUGGAAAGAAGCAAUUUGUUAAAAAUAUUUUCGUUCUUUAUACACGUAAGGACUAAUAUUUAGAUCCUCAGAUAUAAGUUUUUCUGAAAUAUAUUUAAACUUUAAAAAUUUAUAUUACAGGUAGUAAAUAAUUUACAUGUUUAUUGCUUGACUUAUGAGAUACUUAGCAUAAUACCAUAACUGUUGAUAUCCCGAAAUCAGAUAUAAGACUAAACAAAGUCAAAGAGGUACUUGAAGCUUUGAAAAAAAUACCUAGUCUCUACAAUUCUUAUUGAUUAUUAUGCCUGGAUUCGUGGUAAAACACUAAGGGGUGAUUUCAUCACUAUUUUCCCAAUGAAAUAAAAAUGGUGACGGGUAUUUAAGUUUAACACUAAUAAAUGAAAUGUGUAGUUAAAUACACACAAACCUGGUUUUGUUAUAGGUGCAGGUUUUUAUUUUUUAUACUAUAGUUAUACUGUAUUUAUAAAUCCCGAGGAAUAUAAAAAAUGCCAAUUUGUAUUAUUCUUUAAGCCUGUAAUUUGGCAAGUCUUUAUAAAAUAAUCACUCGGCCAUGUUAGUUACCCUCACAUUUUUAAUGACAUGUAAUGUGAUAAGAAUAAAUAUAUUAUAUAUUAGUAAUGCUAAUGUAGUACUUGCCAAGCAACCUCCAUUACCUACUCGUAAUCGGAAGUUUUAUUUGCUUUUAUACAGUUUGUGAAAGUUGUUACAGAAGUGGGUAUAAAAGGAACAGUGUAUCUAGCCUGCAUGCAGACGUAUAUCAAUAAAAUUAAAAUAAAGCACAUCACAAUAUGAUUCGCAUAUCGACAUUAUUAAUCGUAUAACUAGCGUUUAUUUUCAAUCGGCGCGUUGGUAAACAAUAAACAUAGCGUUGUAUCAUCUGGGGUCGGAGCUUUUCCAUAGCCUGAAUACAUACAUACAGUCACGCCGGAGGGGUAGGCAGAAUCCACGGAUUUCCACUUGCCACGACAACUUUCUUAAAAUUCUUGAUACAUGCUCACCGGUUUGGGGCUCUUGACCUGGCAUCGGGGAAAUCCUGAAGAAGGCUUCAGAAUUUCCCCGAUUUAAUUUGAGAAAGUCCAACGAGAUCUACCCCUGCCAACUCCCUCUUCUACUUCUCUCUUUGUUGGCCUUCUUUAACUCAUUCUUUCCACGUGUCCAAACCAUCUCAACAUACCUUUCUCAUUUUUGUCACUACAUCUUUGUUCAGUCCACAAUUUUCCCUUAUCACAUUAUUCCUAAUUCUAUCUUGUAAUUUCACACCAAAUACACUUCUCAACGCUCUCAUUUCCACUGCAUUCACUUGGCUCUGAUGAUGCCUCUUCUGCCAUACCCAACUUUCGCUACCAUAGGUACAUAAGUGUAGGCACCAACACCCCGACAAACGUUACAAACAAUAAAAAAAGGAAUAAGUCAUAUUUUGGACACAGAAAUGACAAAUAUAAUAUAGUAAAACUAAUAUUGGAAGGAAAAAUUGAUGGCAAGAGGGGAAGGAAAAGGAUCAUCUAACUUAACAACAUUAAAAAAUGGACGGACGUUAAUAACGCAGCCAUACUGGCAAGAAUGGCUAAGAGCAGGAGAGAGAUGGUUUAGGUGGUCGUCGACGUCCGUUAGGGCAUGGCUAAUAAAGAAGAAGAGAUAACACUAGAAGAUUAUGCUAUGAAAACGAAUACCUAGGUAUAUCUCAAGCAAUAUUAUACGGCAUGUUUAUACAGCGGGCUGUAGGCCACGUAUAACUGAAUUGGAUUGUGUGGAUCUUCCUGUGUAAGCACCUCGCUAGUUUAUUAGUAUGGCUUCAUGCGGCGGCCCGUUCCUUCUAAAUUUAGAGAUUAGAUGUACGGCGCUCGAUCGUAUGAUGUAUUUAGUGUUUAUAGUCUAUAAAGUAAACACAACUCCAAAAUUAUCUAAGUACCUGCCGAUAGCUGGCUUUUGUUUAUAUUUUGUCUCUUUUUGGUUGUUAAUUUUUCCUAUAAUCCUAAGGCAAAAUCUGAAUCCUAUUUCAAAAAAGAAAUUAGGCAGGCACCUACCUACCUACACCGUUUAAAGAGAUAAGCGGGCGAAAAGUUUAAAAAGCGGCCAAGUGCGAGUCGGACUCGCCCAUGAAGGGUUCCGUACCAUUUAUGACGUAUUAAAAAAACUACUUACUAGAUCUCGUUCAAACCAAUUUUCAGUGGAAGUUUGCAUGGCAAUGUAUAUCAUAUAUUUUUUUUAGAUUUUUCGCUCUGUUAUUUUAGAAGUUACGGGACACACACACACACACAUUUUACCACUUUGGAAGUGUCUGUCGCGCAAACUAUUCAGCUUAGAAAAAAAAUGAUAUUAGAAACCUCAAUAUCAUUUUUAAAGACCUAUCCCCUAGAUACUCCACACGUAUGGGUUUGAUGAAAAAAGAUUUUUUGAGUUUCAGUUCUUAGUAUGGGGAACCCCCAAAAUUUAUUGUUUUUUUUUUCUAUUUUUGUGUAAAAAUCUUAAUGCGUUAAUAGAAUACAUCUACUUACUAAGUUUGAACAGUAUAGCUCUUAUAGUUUCGGAAAAAAGUGGCUGUGACAUAAUCGGACAGACAGACGGACAUGACGAAUCUAUAAGGGUUCCGUUUUUUGCCAUUUGGCUACGGAACCCUAAAAACGGCGUACGCGACUAUUAUUAACUACUCGUUAUAGAGUAAGACCGUGUACAGUUUUGUUUUUCCUUUAAUUUGUACAGUAGCAACGUCUGCAGCUGACUACCUAGUUCCCCACGAGGAAUUAGCCGGGUCCACACAGAGCGAGCAUACGCGCGAGGGAAUUUCCUCACGUACAAUACGGCCAGUAUAGACGUGCCUCGGCCGAGGUGGCCCGCGCGUUUUCCUCGCCCGAGCUCGCCGCCUCAGCCGAGGCACGUCUACACUGGCCGUAUUGUACGUGAGGAAAUUGCCUCGCGCAUAUGCUUGCUCUGUGUGGACCCGGCUAUUCACGAUAAACGUAAAUCCUACCGUAUAUACCAUAUGUGUAAACAAAUAAUGCAAUCAGUCUAAAAGCCGUCCUCAAUUUUAUUCAUGAAAUUAUCCUUGUAACUCACGAAUAAACCGUUUGCGUCGUAAAAAAAAGGAAGGUACCUACCUAAUCGCCCAACAUUCACUAGUCUCAUAUUAUUAAAAUGAGUAGGUACCUAUCUAAGUUGUCCGUACCUAUCAGUAUCACCAAAUAAUCAUUUUCCUCAUUACUUUUUCUUAGGUAUCUACAUCUACGCCUUCUGACACCAACAGUGUUACACUCUUUAACUAAUUAUUGGUAGACCUUUACGCCUUUGCAAUAAGGUUUACCAAUUGUCAAUUAACCGCGUGGACGACGAUAAUGUUGCACAUCUUCGUUCAAAUGUCGACGCUCUUUAGUUUCACUUGUUUUAAUAAAUUAUCCGGGAGUCUUCAUUUCCCGUUCAGUGACGUAAGGUUCUUACCCACUGACGUCAAAUUGUUUGAGGGUACGGUUUGCUGCAGAAUUGCAGGAUCCCGUUUUAGUAGUAUAGUAUAGUAGUGUAGUAGUUUUAGUAGUGGAACGUUACUAUAUGUGCUAAUUUAGUAACGUUCCACUUACUACUAGCUUUUCGGUGAAGGAAAACAUCGUGAGGAAACCUGCAUACAUCUGCGACGAAAUUCAAAGGUGUAUGUGAAGUCCCCAAUCCGCAUUGGGCUAGCGUGGGGACUAUAGCCCGAGCCCUCUCGCGCAUGAGAGGAGGCCUGUGCUCAGUAGUGGGACGUAUAUAGGCUCAAUUAUUAUUAUAGUAACGUUCACAUUAGCAUUCUGUUUACGGAAUACUGCAAGCAAAAACCGUACCUGCACAAAGUCAGUGCCGUGGGAAAGAGUUUUAGAUUGGGUUUACCCAAUUCCUCGGCUCGUCACACUAACGAUUCCGCUGAUUAGUAACUUUACAGUCUUUACACCUAUUACUGGUAAGUGUAUAAGUCCGAAAGGGACAAAUUCUUGUAAAGAUGAAUGCAACCGUGUACCGAAAUUAUUCUAAAGUCCAGAGUCUGUGCGGAAAGAGAAGAGUAUGACUCUGAAUGUGUUGGUUCCCUUAUAUUCCACGACUCUUCUGUUUCCGCACUGACUCUUAACAUGAUCCAUGUAGAUCCGGCGAAAAGCAUUCGUCCAUUUAGAUAAUGGAUAUAUGGUAAGCGAGCAAGUUACGUCAUAGGCCGGUACAGGGCGCAGUUCGGAUAUGAUGGUCGCACUUGUCUACGCGAUAAUUAGUGUUUGCCUCUUUCAACCGCGCAAUAUAAAAAAAAGCUAAACGAAAAUAGGUUCAUCCGUUUGGGACCUACGAUACCACAGACAGACACGUUAAACUUAUAACACCCCUCUCUUUUUGCGUCGGGGCUUAAAAGGUGAUGGUUGCUUUAUCACGUGGAUAACUCCGGCCAUCAUACGCCCGCUGAUCUCUUUCGUCAGGUGUGAAUCAUGUGUUAACCCUUUUCCAGGCAUAGUACGAUUUAUCGCCCACAUAGGCGCCAAUAGAAUUUCAACUUAAGCAUUUCGAUUUAAGGUUCAAAUUAGAUUUUACUUUCGGGAAAUGUGACUUGUCCCAUCAAAUGAAUCAUCAAAGCUGGAUUUAUUGGAAUAUAUUUGAAUUUUUUGGGAAAACCUUGUAGAUUGGUGUGGCCUGGAAAAGGGUUAAUUAUUAGGUACCUGUAUUUAUUUUUCCGAUGUAGGUCAUGUACGGUUAUAUUUUUACUAGUCUUAACUAAUACCUGUACCUUCGUAGUUUCGCAAAUGUUGUUAGUGAUUCGGUGAUCGGUGUUAAUUUAUUAAUUCAAAUAAGUGCUGUGCUAGCUUUUAAAUCUUUGUGUGCAUAAAUGUGUGGGUAAAUAAAUUAUUGUUGUUGGCAA
Messenger RNA from Cydia pomonella (codling moth), 13385 nucleotides. RefSeq names its product protein retinal degeneration B (gene rdgB). The transcript has 2 exons. NCBI's taxonomy places the organism in Eukaryota, Metazoa, Arthropoda, Insecta, Lepidoptera, Tortricidae. Gene Ontology annotation, cellular component: cytoplasm. The record is from RefSeq and is a predicted model, not a curated record. Gene Ontology annotation, biological process: phospholipid transport. Gene Ontology annotation, molecular function: phosphatidylcholine binding; phosphatidylinositol binding; phosphatidylinositol transfer activity. Bases 1404 to 4916 code for a protein of 1170 amino acids.